CAUUUGCACUCAAGACGGACACAUGGAUUUCGAGAUAGCGAGCAGCAGUACGAAACCGGACUUGAACCUGGAUACCCUCAGGCUCAGAGACCCAAGCUGUGGACCCAUCUCCUGGUCGGCUUCGAGAGACCGAGUCCACUUCCGUGUGCCGCUGAACGAUUGCGGGACCACACUGAAGGUUGUUGGUGAGAAGAUGGUUUAUGAAAAUGAAGUGAGUUCCUUUUGGCCAGAUCAACCCCCACGCUGGAUCUCAAGAGAUAGUGAUUUCAGGUGA
Thamnophis sirtalis is the source of this 274-nucleotide messenger RNA. Lineage: Eukaryota; Metazoa; Chordata; Lepidosauria; Squamata; Natricidae. The record is from RefSeq and is a predicted model, not a curated record.